Molecule: messenger RNA, 975 nt
Organism: Komagataella phaffii GS115
Lineage: Eukaryota; Fungi; Ascomycota; Pichiomycetes; Pichiales; Pichiaceae
Exons: 1
Coding region: 1-975 (324 amino acids)
Biological process (GO): protein maturation
Molecular function (GO): threonine-type endopeptidase activity
Source: RefSeq, a predicted model, not a curated record
AUGGAUUUUGCGUUGAUCCAUUUGGGGGCAGGAAAACACAAUGAGAAGAACAAAGAUCACUAUAGAAAUCUUUGUUUCAGAGCCUUAAAAAGGAAGAAGACAAAAACUAAGGCAGGUAGCCCCAAUCCCUAUAAUUACGUUAAGGAGCGCCAAAGUUUUGAGGAGUUGCUAUCAGUACUGGACAGUAUAGCAAAUGUAUUGGAAUCUUCUCCACUUACAAAUACAGGCAGAGGAGCCUCUGUCAAUUGUGAAGGAAAUAUCUUAUGUGAUGCUAGCAUAAUUCUGCAAGAAUCAAAAAUACUACACUCGUCAUGCUGUGAAAUCACUUCGCCAUUUCCUAUCUCUGUCAUAAUAGAUAACUUUAAAGAGCAAUUGAAUCCACGCCAUGAUCACAUCCUCUCACCAUUAGCAACUGUGUAUCACAAGUCCUCCUGUCGACCUUCAUUAAUUACACCCUCGAACCAAGAUAUCUCUGACACAAUAGGGAUUUCCCUAUUGAACAAUAGUAUCUCUUUAACUGCAUCAUCAUCAGGAGGCAACCUAUUCAAGCCCGUUGGUCGUAUCGGUCCCGCCGGAAUCAUUGGCUCCGCUAUCUAUUCUGAUUUCAACGAUUGCUAUCGAGUAUCCAUAAUGUGCACCGGCUCAGGGGAGGAUAUCAUAUCUAUGGAUCUAGCAAGGUCGGUUUGUAAUUAUCUCCUUGCUAACAUGACAGAAGAUGCAUUUGCAUCCGAAUUAAUGUCGAAUCAUAUCGAAAAGUGUGCCAGCAAGUAUUACCUUAGAUCUGAAUAUGGACUCUAUGUUGGUGUCGUGGGUUGGAUACUGGACGCGCAUUCCCGUGAUUUACGAGUAAUAUAUGCACACUCUACUGAGUCACUAGUGUUUGCAUAUUUUGAUUCGCAUUUAAAGUUCUAUUAUUCUACGAAUAACAAGGUUGGAAAGCUGUUACAUGGGGAGUUCAAAUGCAGCAGUCCGUGA